Molecule: messenger RNA, 489 nt
Organism: Gongylonema pulchrum
Lineage: Eukaryota; Metazoa; Nematoda; Chromadorea; Rhabditida; Gongylonematidae
Source: the annotation of a GenBank genome assembly
UUUGUAAACGGUGUUCGUGGUCCAAAAACGUGGUUUUAUAUACUUCCGGAUGCAAUAAGACUGGAAGGUUUAUGUGUUGCGGUGACAGUAAAGCAUGCGCAAAACGAUUUGGUUAUUGUUGAUGACUUCGAAAGUUUACCGAAAGGUGAUGCACAAUUCAUGCACGAUCUGGCCGACAUCAGAAAUUGGGGUUAUUCGGUGCUCUUCGUUCACGACAGCUCCGAGGUCCCAGAAAAUUUGGCACAAGCAUGCGAACAGAUUCCAUCAUUCAACGUGAUGCCUGUCUACGGGCUCAACUGUUUCAGUCUCAUCAAGCACGACACAGUGGUUUUCUCACUGCCAGCACUAAAUCUCUUCCAAUCCAGAAUUUUGUAUCACAAAAACCGAGCUACCAGCUUGCAGAGGAAGUAUCGUUAUGCGGAUUAUAAGAGGACCAUUUUAUGCGAAGCUGAAAAAGAAGUUGACCCAAUACAUGUGCCAUUCAUUUAG